CCUUGAUCACCAGAGGCAAAGAAAUUACCUUAGCCUUCAUCUUCCAACCGCGUUGCUCGGUUGGAUAUGGCUGCAGCGAAGUCUCUCCGCCUCUUCGCGCUCGCCAUCGCCGUCCUCGCCGCCGUCGCCUUUCCGGCGUCAGCAACCCGCCGGCAGGGGAAGCGGUACAGGGUCGGCGGCCCCGACGGGUGGCGCGUGCCGCCGCCGGAGGACAAGGAGAUGUACUACGUCAACUGGGCGUCGCCGAUCACCUUCUACGUCGAGGACUCCAUCGAGUUCGUGUACAGGAACGACACGGUGAUGAAGGUGGACAAGGUGGGCUACUACCACUGCAACGAGACCGGCGCCGGCGCCGCGUCGCGCGACGGCAGCAUGCUCUUCCUCCUCGACGCGCCGGGGUACGCCUACUUCGCCAGCGCCGACCUUGACCACUGCAAGAUGGGGGAGAGGCUCAUGAUCAACGUCCUCGCCGUGGAUCAGCCGCCCGCGCCGUCCCCGUCGUGGUCGCCGCCGUCACCGCUGCAACAGGCGCCGGCGCCGGCGCCAUCAUCGUGGAUGAUGUCGCCGUCGUCCGCGCGGGCAACCGACCCGUCCGUGGCGUCGCCGUCCGCUCAUGCCAUGACUGCCAUCAUGCUCGUGCCUGUCACAUUGGCGCUGGUUGCAUUGAUUUGA
Messenger RNA from Phragmites australis (common reed), 672 nucleotides. Its product is annotated as early nodulin-like protein 17. The record is from RefSeq and is a predicted model, not a curated record. NCBI's taxonomy places the organism in Eukaryota, Viridiplantae, Streptophyta, Magnoliopsida, Poales, Poaceae. Gene Ontology annotation, molecular function: electron transfer activity. The transcript has 2 exons. The coding region runs from base 67 to 672 and encodes 201 amino acids. Gene Ontology annotation, cellular component: plasma membrane.